Spea bombifrons (plains spadefoot toad) is the source of this 853-nucleotide messenger RNA. RefSeq names its product stanniocalcin 1 (gene STC1). Gene Ontology annotation, molecular function: hormone activity. Gene Ontology annotation, biological process: intracellular calcium ion homeostasis. Lineage: Eukaryota; Metazoa; Chordata; Amphibia; Anura; Pelobatidae. The record is from RefSeq and is a predicted model, not a curated record. The transcript is spliced from 4 exons. Gene Ontology annotation, cellular component: extracellular region. The coding region runs from base 7 to 753 and encodes 248 amino acids.
AAGAGAAUGGCAUACAUGGCAAGGGCACUCGGUCUCCUCCUGCUGAUCGGUGUGAGUGCCGCCCAUGACACGGAGCAGAAUGAUUCCCUGGGCAUCAGGAUGGGGAGGAUGGCAUCACAGUCUUCGGUAGAAGUGGUGCGUUGCCUGAAUGGAGCUCUGCAGGUGGGUUGUGGAGCUUUUGCCUGCCUGGAAAACUCGACCUGUGACACGGACGGGAUGUACGACAUCUGCAAGUCAUUCCUACACAGUGCGGCCAAGUUCGACACGCAGGGCAAGGUGUUUGUGAAGGAAAGCCUGAAGUGUCUGGUGAAUGGUAUAACCACCAAGAUGUUCCUGGCCAUGCGCCGCUGCUCCAGUCUGCAGAGACUGAUCUCCGACGUGCAGGAGGAAUGUUACGCCAAGCUGGAUAUCUGCUCGGUGGCUCGUUACAACCCGGACGCAAUCACGGAGGUCGUACAUCUGCCACAUCUCUUUCCCAACAGAUAUUACAACAAGCUUCUCCGGAGCCUCCUGGAGUGUGACGAUGACACCGUGUCGGCUGUGAAGAGCCGUCUGAUGGAUCACAUAGGGCCCAACCUCGCCAGCCUGUUCAAAGCGCUGCAAAGCGACAAGUGCCUCCAUAUUCAACCCAAGGCGGAUUUCAACCGCAAGAGGAACCUAGACCCGCAGACGCUGCGGAUCUACCUUGGCGGGCUUCGCAGCGAGAGCUCGGGUCCAAUCGCGUACAACCGGGACUCCUUGGAACUGGACUAACCCCCAGGAACCACCAGAACUGGGAGAACGACCUAGAACUUUAUACAAACUCCCCCUUUUGUAAGCGAUUGGCCAAUUCAGUGCUUCUAAAAAACAAGAA